Molecule: messenger RNA, 1110 nt
Organism: Pocillopora damicornis (cauliflower coral)
Lineage: Eukaryota; Metazoa; Cnidaria; Anthozoa; Scleractinia; Pocilloporidae
Source: RefSeq, a predicted model, not a curated record
GAUGAUGCGAAAAAAGUUUUUGCAAAAGUUCUUCCCAGCCUUCACUUGUCAAAGGAUCCUUUCGUUGGCAACCUCUCAAUCACCAAAGUUGAAGAAUAUUUGAAGAACUAUCACUUCGGAUUCUCUGUGUUGGUGGUGGACGGUUAUACCGUGAGGGAUGGUUGUGACGAUGAAAGAUCAAAGGAAUUACAGCGACUUGUAAGACUUGCAGUGGAUAAAGUCGUUAAAAAAGUCAUUAUCUUGGUUUGCAAUGGGCAAUCAACAACAAACACAUGCGAUGAGUUUAUUGGGCAAAUCAAUAAACUAGAGAAAACGUUUGUUGUGAAAGUAAACAAUGGAAAGCUGACCGUAGAUCCAGAUAUUUUGUACCAUGUUUUGAGUCCUCAAGAACAGGAUGUAAACGCUUACUUGUUGUCCAAAUAUUCAUACAAAGUAAGCGAAAACUAUCCUCAAAGGAAUUCCUCAGAAAGGAAAAGCAUUGAUGAGAUGAGUGCUCAAAAUAGUCAGCAGCUGGUCCUGGGGACACAGUUCUCAGAAAGACCCCCUCCUGUUGUUGUCCUAAGAAGUUUCGUUCGUCACGGAGAGAUAUCUUAUCGGAAAGAGGACCUUCAAAUAGGGGACCCUGAAUUUCAAGUUCCUAGUGACAUCCAAGAGAGGCUGUUAUACAAAUUCUGGAACAAACCUUUAGUUGGAGUAAGAGUCAUUAAGCUCAGUAAUGGGUCAACUGAGUGUCAUGUUGAUCACAAUUUGAAACAAUUUACGUUGGAUGAGGAAAUACAGCUUGAUACUGGAAAAAAGCUUUUAUUAAAAACUCGUGUUCGCAACGGAAAGGUAUCGUUUGAAGACAACGAUGUAAAGUAUAAAUAUAGAAAUAACUGUAUCCCUGAAUGCAUUAUCGAUGAUCUACAAAUGAGGAAGGCUGAUGGUGACUUGUACAUCAGUUUACAUGACUCAGACAAAUUUGAAGCUAUUAUAAAAGAAAGUGGAAAAAUAAAGCAAGUUGCUAGUGCUGCUGUUAAUGCUGCUGCUAAUGCUGUUGCUAAUGCUGCUAAUGCUGCUGCUAAUGCUGCUAAUGCUGCUGCUAAUGCUGCUGCUAAUGCUGCUGCAAAG